Macrosiphum euphorbiae (potato aphid) is the source of this 240-nucleotide messenger RNA. The record is from the annotation of a GenBank genome assembly. NCBI's taxonomy places the organism in Eukaryota, Metazoa, Arthropoda, Insecta, Hemiptera, Aphididae.
AUGAACACAAAACAGAUUUUUUUUGUUAUUUUUAUCAUCUCAAUGGUAGCCACUGCUUACUCCAGAACUUUAAAGAAACGUGACUUACAAGAAGUUGAAGACAACGAAGCACUUUACACCUCACACGGUAAUUAUGGAGGAGGUGGCGGUGGUGGAGGUGGUCAUGGACAUGCCACAUCAUAUCAAAGUUAUGUGUUACAUGCCUUCCACCCAUCUAAAUUCCAUGUUAAAGACCAUUGA